CUCGAAACAGCGUCCCCAUUGCUGCGAUGGACCUCUACCCAGUCAUGCCCACAAUUCUGACAAUCUACAUCCUGAGAGCACCUUGUCCAAUUCCUAUAAUGCACCAUCUCACUGCCGCCUGACCACUUUCCCAGUUCCCCCUUGCCGCCUCUCGAUAGCAUCGUGGAGGACGCAGACUCUUUGAUACUAAGCUCGGCCCUCACCGCCUCGCUGGAAGUCCUCGUUAUCUUCAUCCAUCCAUAUCUAUAAUGCCACUGCGAUCCGUGAAUCCUCAUGAGUCUCUUGAUCAUGCCGUUCAAGAUGCCGCCGAUGCUGGAAUUCAGUGGCAGCCCCUACCUCUCGACGUCAAACGCAGUCAAAAUCUGCAACUGCAACUCUCAGCCUUCGCCACAUCCAGUGAUGUCCUUUCCAUUCCCUGCUGGUACGCGCCCCCAACGGGACUGCAAGCCACGUCGCAUUCUCACGAGCCUAUCUGUCGCGUUCUACAGAGGCUGCUCUUGGCGACCUAGGGAUUUUUUGUCCUUCUGGAUGACUUGAAAAUAGCUUCUCUCAGUGCGAGCGCCUGCGUGUGCCUCUUUCUUCGAAUGUCUUUUUUGUGAAGGUUCUCAAUAUGUCCGCGCGUAGUUGGCACGCCUGCGCGGAUCGACCAUUCUGCAGACUGUAUCGUGGUGGAAGGACAGCAAAGAGGUGGUGGAUAUUUGCUUUCUUGUCAUGUUGCAUGUCAGUCGGACGCGUCCACGAGACCGUGAG
This is a messenger RNA of Laetiporus sulphureus 93-53, 750 nucleotides long. RefSeq lists its product as uncharacterized. The transcript has 2 exons. The coding region runs from base 249 to 509 and encodes 86 amino acids. NCBI's taxonomy places the organism in Eukaryota, Fungi, Basidiomycota, Agaricomycetes, Polyporales, Laetiporaceae. The record is from RefSeq and is a predicted model, not a curated record.